This is a messenger RNA of Nerophis lumbriciformis (worm pipefish), 3858 nucleotides long. NCBI's taxonomy places the organism in Eukaryota, Metazoa, Chordata, Actinopteri, Syngnathiformes, Syngnathidae. The record is from RefSeq and is a predicted model, not a curated record.
AUGACUGACCUCCAACCGUGCUACACAGAGUCAGCAGAUGUUUGUGACAGCCCGCUGGUGUCUAAUCUGCCCCAUUCGUCAUUCCAAAGCUCCUCACAGCUGUCUGGUAGCCAUGGGCCAGUCUACGCGAAGGUCAACAGGAGGGAAGGUGCUGGAGGGUGGUCUCCUCUCAUCUCGGACAGAUACCAGUGGCUUGAGGUGGACCUAGGGAGCAGAACACGGAUCACUGGUGUUGCCACUCAGGGACGUUAUGGUAGCUCCGACUGGUUAACGGCCUACCUGUUGAUGUUCAGCGAUACAGGCCACAAUUGGAGACAACAUCGUCAAAAAGACAGUUUUGGGGCUCUUCCAGGCAACAGCAAUGCUGACACGGUGGUCCAGUACAAACUUGAAGAGAUGGUGGUCACUCGCUUUCUCCGCCUCAUCCCUCUGGCCUGGAACCCAAAUGGAAGGAUUGGACUUCGACUUGAAAUAUAUGGAUGUCACUAUGCUUCUGAUGUAGCAAACCUUGAUGGCAGCAGCAGUGUGCUAUACAGGCUGAGUGCUCAGUUGAGCCCGUUGGCCAUUUCUCUGAAUAUGAAAACCUCAGAGAAUUGCGGAAUCCUGCUCCAUGCUGAGGGAAAGGGAGCUCACAGCCUCACUCUGGCCUUAGAAAAAGGCAAACUGAUGCUUUUUCACCAACAAGGUUUGAGUUCAUCCCCUGAUGGUCAUGUCCUAACAUCAAUGGGUAGUCUGCUUGACGACCAACACUGGCACUUCGUAAAGCUUGAACGAACUGGCAACCACCUCAACUUCACCGUAGAUAAGAAUACACAGCAAGUUGUCAUACCAAAUGAGCUCAGCCAUUGGGACAUUCACUGGUUGAGUCUUGGAGCUAUCCAAAGCACUGGACCUCAGUCAAAUCCUUUUAAGAAGAACUUCAAUGGCUGCGUGGAAAACCUGUAUUACAAUAAUCUCAACUUGAUAGAAAUGGCAAAACAAAACAAUCCCCGGGUCACUUUGAUGGGCAAUGUGACUUUUUCUUGUGCUGAGCCACUUUCAGUGGCUGUAACGUUCACUGACCCCCAGAGCUUCUUCGAGUUGCCUGGACGCACAGCAGGUUCAUCGGGGCAUAUCAUUAUAACUUUACAGUUCCAGACAUGGAACAAGGACGGAUUACUACUCACCUUUAACAUUCUGCAACAAAACAGAACUCUCUGGCUGUAUUUAAGUGAAGCCAGACUCCAACUACAGAUCAAUGACAGUUUUGGGGCACUGCUCAAUCUCCAUACAGGUUCGGGGCUGAGCGACGGUCUGUGGCAUUCUGUGAAGCUUACCUUUGCAGAAGAUCACCUGAGUAUCAGAGUAGACAACGAUAAAGGAGCGACUGCCCAUACUGCAGUCAUUCCGCACCCUGAUGGGCAACUAUACUUUGGUGGCUGUCCUACACUGGAUAAUAAUCACAAGUGUAGCAACCCCGUUACAACCUUCCAGGGUUGUAUGCGUCUUGUGACUCUGUACAACGAUCUGGUGGACUUCAUCAAGAUGCAACAAAGGCUGCUGGGAAAUUAUAGCCACUUGUGGAUUGAUAUGUGUGGCAUCACCGACAGAUGCUCUCCUAGUCACUGUGAACAUGGAGGAACAUGUACUCAGUCAUGGAAUACCUUCCAUUGUAACUGCUCUAACAGUGGUUACACAGGGGCCACCUGCCACAGCUCAAGGUAUGAACAGUCGUGCGAGGCCUACAAACACAAAGGAAGGACAUCAGGCCAUUAUUAUGUAGAUGUGGAUGGUAGUGGUCCAAUUAAAGCUCAGCUCAUAUACUGCAACAUGACAGACAGAGCCUGGAUGGUAAUCAAGCACAAUAAUACAGACCUGACCACGCUGCAAUCAAGCACCGAGAGAAAGCAACAUUUAGCCCAUUUCCGUUAUGCAUCCGAAGAGGAGCAGUUAGCGGUGAUCCUCCGCCAAUCGGAGCACUGUGAGCAGGAACUGUCUUACUUUUGCAGGAAUUCCCGUCUCCUUAACAAACCAGACAGUAUGUCACUAAGCUGGUGGUUUGGAGGUCAAGCUCCCGGACAGAUCCAAACACACUGGGGUGGAGCUCUGCCAGGCAGUCACCAAUGUGCUUGUGGCCUGAACAACAACUGUUUGGACCCAAAUGUCCAGUGCAAUUGUGACGCAUACAAUGAACAAUGGACUAAUGACUCCGGUCUCCUCACCCAUAAAGAGACUCUUCCAGUACGUUCUCUGGUACUGGGGGGCAUAGAGCCAGACUCAGAAGCUGCCUACAAGGUGGGACCUCUACAGUGUCAUGGAGACAAAAGUUUUUGGAAUGCUGCACUCUUUGAUAGAGAGACGUCCUACCUUCAUUUCCCUACCUUUCAUGGAGAAUUAAAUGCAGACAUUUCUUUUUUAUUCAAAACAACAUCGUCCUCUGGAGUCUUCCUUGAAAAUCUGGGCAUCAAAGAUUUUAUCCGUAUUGAACUCAGAUCCCCCUUUGAAGUGAUCUUCUCUUUCGAUGUGGGGAAUGGGCCACUGGAGCUCCGAGUGGAAACUGGGGUCCCUCUGAAUGACGAACGCUGGCACAGCGUCCGAGCCGAACGAAAUGUAAAAGAGGCAACGCUUCAUGUUGAUGACUUCCCUGCAGUUAUACAGGAGGCUCCUUCAGAUGGCCAAAUCCAUCUGCAGUUAAACAGCCAACUGUUUAUAGGAGGUACAGCUUCCAGACAAAAGGGCUUUAAGGGUUGUAUCCGUUCUCUGCAGUUAAACGGGAUCACUCUUGAUCUGGAGGAGAGGGCAAGGGUCACGCCUGGGGUCCAACCUGGAUGCCCUGGCCACUGCAAAAGCUAUGAGUUCCUCUGUCAAAACCAGGGACUUUGUGUGGAAAGACACAAUGGUUUAUAUUGUAAUUGUAGUCAGUCAGCCUACACUGGAGCCUUCUGCCAUAAAGUGAUUUCUGCCAACUUUAAGUCAUCAACAUCCAUAAGAUAUACCCUUCAAGAGCCCCAUGAACUGAGCCAAAACCGUAGUGCCUUGACUUCAUCUAUCUUUUCUAAAAUGACACUGAAAGGAGAAAAUAUCUCCCUGAACUUCAGGACUACACAGACUCCCGCACUGCUGCUCUUUGUCAACUCAUUCUACAGGCAAUACAUUGCCCUGCUCAUCAACAGACAGGGUGAACUAGAAUUAAGGUACAAGUUACACAACAGCAGAAAUGUGGAGGUGUUUGGAAGCAGUGUCAUGAACCUGGCAGAUGGACGCCUGCAUGCAGUGGCCAUUAAAAGGCGAGGAGACACCAUCUCUAUUCAGGUUGACAAGAGUGACAGUGAGAACUUCCGCUUGACAUCUGAUGUAGAAUUCAACAGCAUAAAUGCAAUUAUUCUGGGAAGAGCACGGGAUGCUGAUAUUGUGGACAUGGAGCUGGCCAAGGUGGCUGCAGUUGGCUUCACCGGCUGUCUCUCAGCAGUUUACUUUAACUCCAUAAGCCCCCUUAAAGCAGCUCUGUUCCAACCUGGCAGGCAUGUAGCCAUCACAGGCCCACUGACACAGUCAAACUGUGGUUCUCUGUCCUCUGCUAAUCCCCAAUCUCCAGUAACAACACAUUCUUUACCAGACCCACCUCCUUCACUGGAUCCAAGUCAACCUUUAGUCAACACCAUCAGGAGAGACUCAGCUGUAAUUGGAGGUGUUAUAGCGGUGGUGAUUUUUAUCACUGUUUCUGCGUUGGCCAUCAUCGCCAGAAUCACCUGCAACAGACACGAGACGUAUCGGAACACGGAUGUAAAAGCAUCACAGCCUGACGUUGUUAACGAUGUCCAUGACGAACCAAACUACCAUAGUGCUCGCAAUGAUAACCAAAAAGAGUUUUUCAUAUGA